Messenger RNA from Linum tenue, 3501 nucleotides. Lineage: Eukaryota; Viridiplantae; Streptophyta; Magnoliopsida; Malpighiales; Linaceae. The record is from the annotation of a GenBank genome assembly.
GUUUCUUUCUUCUCCUUCUCCGAUUUUCAUUUGUUUACAGAGAGACAAAAAUUCGAACAGCACGCACACUAAUAUUCAUCAUCCCCUCUCCGUCUCAUUGCUAAGCGGAGAAUUUAAAACAACAAACCAGAAAUUACUUCGUCCAUUUCCUUUCUCUCAUCAGAUCCAAAUCUGCAGGGUCUCCCAGAUCUCCUAAUGUCCUCCCAUUCGGAUCUCUGAAUCCGAGCUCGCUGACGGAAUCGGGAGGGAGGAGAGAAAGAACAUAGUUGAUCGGUUUCUUCCGCCGCCAAAAUCCCCCUUGGAUCCGAUUGAGCUAUCUGGUGCAAGUUUCCGAAACGGACCCAAUCAUGAAUCCCUUCUCUUCCGGCACGCGUCUCAGGGACAUGAUUCGGGCAAUCCGUGCUUGCAAAACUGCUGCAGAGGAACGCGCUGUUGUUAGAAAAGAGUGUGCUGCUAUACGUGCUGCCAUUAAUGAAAAUGAUCAAGAUUAUAGACAUCGUAACCUGGCAAAGCUCAUGUUUAUUCACAUGCUUGGCUAUCCAACGCAUUUUGGGCAAAUGGAGUGCCUGAAGUUGAUUGCAUCACCUGGAUUUCCUGAGAAGAGAAUAGGAUAUCUUGGGCUGAUGCUGCUUCUUGAUGAAAGACAGGAGGUCCUAAUGUUGGUCACGAACUCUGUAAAGCAAGAUCUUAAUCAUACAAACCAGUAUAUUGUGGGACUUGCUCUUUGUGCUUUGGGGAACAUUUGUUCAGCAGAAAUGGCACGGGAUCUAGCACCUGAAGUAGAGAGACUGCUGCAAUUCCGAGACCCAAAUAUUCGGAAAAAAGCAGCCUUAUGCUCCAUAAGGAUUAUAAAGAAGGUCCCAGAUUUGGCAGAAAAUUUCAUCAAUCCUGUUGCAGCUUUACUCAAAGAAAAGCACCAUGGUGUCUUGAUCACAGGAAUUCAACUUUGUACAGAUCUAUGUAAAGUGAGUCCCGAGGCCCUGGAAUAUUUUAGAAAGAAAUGCACGGAUGGUUUGGUAAGGACUUUACGAGAUCUUGUAAACAGCCCAUACGCACCAGAGUAUGACAUUGCUGGAAUCACAGACCCCUUUCUUCAUAUUAGACUGCUAAAGCUCUUGCGUGUGCUAGGCCAAGGAGAUGCUGAUGCUAGUGAUGCUAUGAACGACAUACUCGCUCAGGUGGCAACAAAGACCGAAUCAAACAAAAAUGCAGGAAAUGCUAUUUUGUAUGAAUGUGUUGAAACCAUCAUGAGCAUAGAAGAUAAUGGUGGCUUGCGAGUGCUUGCUAUAAAUAUACUAGGAAGAUUUUUGUCAAAUCGUGACAACAAUAUCAGAUAUGUUGCUUUAAACAUGCUGAUGAGGGCUAUUACUGUAGAUGCUCAAGCAGUGCAGAGGCAUCGUUCAACAAUUUUGGAGUGUGUAAAGGAUUCAGAUGCAUCAAUUAGGAAAAGAGCCCUUGAACUGGUUUACCUCCUGGUCAAUGAGAGCAAUGUCAAACCCUUAACUAAAGAAUUAGUUGACUACUUGGAAGUUAGUGAUCAAGAUUUUAAAGGAGAUCUGACUGCCAAAAUUUGCUCCAUCAUUGAAAAGUUUUCGCCCGAGAAAAUUUGGUAUAUUGAUCAGAUGCUCAAGGUUCUCACAGAGGCUGGGAACUUUGUAAAAGAUGAAGUAUGGCAUGCCCUAGUUGUUGUGAUCAGCAAUGCUUCGGACCUCCAUGGAUAUACAGUAAGAGCAUUGUUUAGAGCAUUGCAGACUACAGCAGAACAGGAGAGCCUUGUCCGAGUGGCAGUUUGGUGCAUAGGGGAAUACGGGGACUUGUUGGUGAAUAAUGCUGGAAUGCUUAACGUGGAAGACCCUAUAACAGUAACGGAGUCUGAUGCCGUUGAUGUUGUGGAGAGCGCAAUAAAGCGCCAUGCCUCUGAUCUGACCACUAAGUCAAUGGCAUUGAUUGCGCUAUUGAAGCUAUCCUCACGUUUUCCAUCUUGUUCAGGGAGGAUCAAGGACAUAGUUGUGCAACAUAAAGGAAGUCUUGUGCUCGAAUUGCAGCAGAGGUCGCUGGAAUUCAACUCCAUAAUUGAGAAGCACCAGAAUAUUAGGUCUGCCCUGGUUGAACGGAUGCCAGUAUUGGAUGAAGCUAGUUUUGGUGGAAGAAGAGCUAGUUCUUUGCCGAAUACUGUUUCAACUUCCAAUGGCACUGCAGUGAAACUUCCCAAUGGAGUUGCAAAGCCCUCUGCAGCUCCUCUUGUAGAUUUGCUUGAUCUUUCUGAUGAUGUACCUGCUCCUAGCUCAUCUGGUGGUGAUUUUCUUCAGGAUCUACUUGGUGUUGAUUUAGCACCUGCCACUCAAUCAGAAGGUACAAGUCAAGCACCGAAGGCUGGAACAGACGUUCUAUUAGAUCUGCUGUCUAUUGGAUCGAAUCCUGCACAGGACAACAGCGUAUCUACACCUGAUAUCUUAUCUUCUGCACAAGAUCACAAACCCGCAAUCGCCUCAUUGGAUGUGCUCGCAGCACCUUCCCUUACCCAAGCCUCUUCUUCUACAGCUUCCAAUAUGAUGGAUUUGUUGGAUGGUUUCACUCCAGCUCCACCAAAGCCUGCAAACAACGGUCCUGCUUAUCCCUCCAUAGUUGCAUUCGAGAGCAGCUCAUUGCGGUUAACCUUCAACUUCUCAAAGCAACCUGGGAACCCUCAGACAACAACGAUUUCUGGCACUUUCACAAACUUGUCAUCUAAUGUGUUCACAGACUUUGUUUUCCAGGCUGCAGUUCCAAAGUUUCUGCAACUUCACUUGGAUCCAGCUAGCGGUAACAGCCUACCUGCUAGCGGGAACGGGACCAUCACACAGAGUUUGAAAGUCACAAACAGCCAACAUGGGAAGAAACCACUAGUGAUGCGCUUAAGGAUAGCGUACAAGGUCGACGGCAAAGAUGUGUUGGAGGAAGGACAGAUCAACAACUUCCCUCGCGAUUUGUGAAGAACCUUACUUCCAGCAUCAUUUUCCAUGUACGAGUUCUUUCUGUUUUUCCUUUUGCUUUACCCCCCACCCGUCCGCUGAGAACCUGCAUUUCACUUCUGUAGGCGUAGUUUUAAGAUAAAUCUUUGGUGUCCAUGAUUGUAAUUUGAGAGUGAGAAGCGAGAGACAGUUGUAGGCCUCUGGGGGUCGAAAUAUUUUUUUCCCCCCAGAGAGUUUGAGAGAUAUAUGCAUAUAUAUGUUGCCAAAAGAUCCAAUUGAAUCACUUCUUUUACAGCUCUGGUUCUUUUCGCACACCGGUUUCAGGUUCAUUGAGCUAAAGAUUUGCCCUGUUUAUGGGUCUUGAUAGGCUUUGUGUACAUUAUUACCAAGAAAAUACUUUCUGUAAGGAUUUGUAAGAGUUAGAAUUGUUUUCUUUUGGCUAUUUGAGGCUCAGAGAAGGGAACAUUACAUUUGUGUCUGUGGUUCUGUGAUUGUUUCGCUGCUUGUAUUUUAUAUAAUUCAUAGUAUAUUUUUAUACAUAAAUAAUACA